Messenger RNA from Symbiodinium pilosum, 408 nucleotides. The record is from the annotation of a GenBank genome assembly. NCBI's taxonomy places the organism in Eukaryota, Dinophyceae, Suessiales, Symbiodiniaceae.
AUGUGGCACCUUUGCUGCGUGACGGCAGAAGAAAGCGGACCCCAGGAGGCUGUGGUGACAGCACCUGCCACCAGCGAAGUGAUCCCGGUGGUCUCUGCUGCUGCCGAAAACCCUUUGCUGAGCCAACUGGAGGGAAAUUGGAAUCGGGCUGAGGAUUCCAAGUUCAUGGCCGCUAUUUUUGCGCACAAGAUCAGUUGGGCCAAAAGGUUCAAAUCGCCGCCUGUCGAUGUCACUAUUCUCAGCUCUGACAAGAUCUCCGUCGAGGUGGAGGGAGAGCGUUUGACAGCUUGGUUCGACGGCCAGGCACAGCUGGUUUGGGACGACGGGGACGUUUGGCAGAAACAGCGCCAGACGGACGUGAGGCAGUCAAUACAGCGGAGCCUCACUAAGGCACCCAAGGCACCCUGA